UCGCACCUCCAAUAAUUCAACCAACCUGAAAAUCCCACCACCGGACCUACGGUUUAAAUUUAAAGGGUAAGAGCUUUGAUUUCUGUUUUUGCAAUAGACAAACACAGGUAGCGGUUCAAAUUUAAAGGUAAGAGAUUUGAUUUCUGUUUUUGCAACAGAAAAACAAGAGCAAAAAUACAAAUACAAAGGAACUACAAUUGUUCACACGAAAGACAAGGAAGCGUUUUGGCUUUGAUGGAGAUGCAAAAUCAAAUGAUGUAUCGUGAAACUUGGAUGUAUGGACUACCACGGGCUAGCAGUGAAUAUUUACAUAACGUCAAGAAAUUUCUUAAAGUUGCUGAGGAUCAUCGGGUGCAUAGAGGAGAAUCUUACAUUUGGUGUCCUUGUAAAAUGUGCCGAAUUUGUAAAAAGGUCUAUGAUUUGGAUAUAAUAGAAGAACAUGUGAUAUGUGAAGGAUUUAUGAAUGGAUAUACGUGUUGGUCACAACAUGGCGAGUUAUUGAUUGAUCAUAACACAAUUGAUGUUGAAUCUAGUUACGAUGAUAUAGAUGAUUCAGAAGAUGACAUCCAUGAUAACCUAGAUGACAUGUUACAUGAUAUUGAAGAUAAUGUGCCUGAUAGAGAUUAUGAAAAAUUUCAACAGUUGUUUGAAGACGUUGAAAAACCGUUGUAUGACGGCUGCAUGAAAUUUUCCAAGCUUUCUGCUGUCCUGAAAUUGUUUAACCUAAAAGCAAAUAAUGGUUGGAGUGAUAAAAGUUUCAUAGAACUGUUAGGGGUUAUACAUGAAAUGCUCCCUGAAAGUAAUGAGUUGCCUGUUUCACUAUACCAAGCGAAAAAAAUAAUGUGUGCAAUGGAUUUGGAAAUCGAAAAAAUACAUGUAUGUCCAAAUGAUUGUAUGUUGUAUAGAAAUGAGCAUGCAAAUCUACAUGAAUGUAUUACAUGUGGAAGGUCGCGUUAUUUGUGGAAGAAACAAACAGAAUAUAAUAGUGAUGUGACAAAGAAUGGCCCCCCUGCCAAGUUAUUAUGGUAUUUGCCCAUUGUACCAAGACUGAAACGAUUGUUUGCAAAUGCCAAAGAUGCAGAAUUAUUACGUUGGCAUGCUGAGAAGCGUAAAAGAGAUGGAAAGAUGAGACACGUGGCUGAUGCUCCGCAAUGGAAGAACAUUGAUCAUGAAUUUGAAGAAUUUGGUAAUGAGAUUAGAAAUCUCCGAUUCGGACUUAGUGCAGAUGGAAUUAAUCCGUUCAAACACAUGAGAAGUAGUCACAGCACAUGGCCGGUUCUUCUUUGCAUAUACAAUCUUCCACCGUGGUUAUGUAUGAAACGGAAAUACAUCAUGAUGUCAUUGCUAAUUCAAGGUCCGAAACAACCCGGUAACGAUAUUGAUGUGUUUUUGGCUCCAUUAAUUAACGACAUGAAAGAAUUAUGGAACUCGGGAGUUGAAGUCUAUGAUGCAUUCAAGAAUGAGUAUUUCCAGCUACAUGCAAUGAUUUAUUGUACUAUAAGUGAUUUUCCAGCUUACGCAAAUUUGUCCGGAUAUAGUACAAAAGGAAAGAAGGCGUGUCCAGUUUGUGAAAAGGACACACAGUCGAUGUGGUUGAAAAAUUGUAAAAAAAAUGUAUACAUGGGACAUCGACGAUCACUUCCAAAGAAUCAUUUGUAUCGUACCCAGGGAAACUUGUUUGACGGUAAAACCGAGGAUGAAGAUAUGAAUCUCCCAAUGGAUGGAAAAAUGACAUUUUCCCAAGUUCAAAAUUUAAAGAUUGUUUUUGGAAAACGCAGUAAAAACAAUCAGCCGACCAAUUGGAAGAAAAGGUCUAUUUUUUGGGAAUUACCAUACUGGAAAACGUUGGAAGUCCGACAUUGUCUUGAUCCCAUGCAUAUUACGACAAAUGUUUCUGAAAGCUUAACAAGCUUGUUGUUGAACAUUCCAAAAAAAUCAAAGGAUGGGCUUAGUGUUCGAGAUGACAUGGUUGCAAUGGGAAUUCGUCCAGAGCUUGCUCCUAUUAAGAAAGAAGGAAGACGUACAUAUCUACCACCAGCUUGCUAUACAUUGUCUAAAGAUGAGAAAACAAAGUUUUGUAAAUGCCUACAUGGUAUCAAGGUGCCAUCUGGCUAUUCUGCAAACAUCAAGAAGUUGGUGUCAAUGAAAGACUUGAAAUUGAUUGGUAUGAAGUCACAUGAUUAUCAUGUUCUAAUCACACAUGUGAUUCCUAUUGCAAUUCGUGGAAUACUUCCGGACCAUGUCCGACAUACAAUAACAAAGCUUUGCUUGUUCUUCAACAUGAUUCAUUCGAAAGUGAUUGAUCCUGAAGUUUUGGACUCAUGGCAACAUGAUAUUAUCCUCACUCUCUGUGAACUUGAAAUGUACUUUCCACCUUCAUUUUUUGAUGUCAUGGUUCACCUUGUAUCCCAUAUUGUAAGAGAAAUAAAGGCUUGUGGUCCGGUGUUUCUGCGAUACAUGUACCCUUUCGAGAGAUAUAUGUGUGUCUUAAAAGGAUAUGUAAGGAACCGACAUCGACCAGAAGGCAGUAUUGUUAGAGGAUAUGCUGCAGAGGAAGUGAUUGAGUUUUGUACAAACUAUCUCAAAGGAGUCAACACUAUUGGAAUACCGCAAUCACAUCAUGAAGGUAGACUUCAAGGAGUUGGUAUAAUUGGAUCGAAAGUGGUAAUUCCUGAUCGAGACGAAUUCCACAUGGCACACUUUACAGUCCUGCAACACAUGACAUCUGUUGCUCCUUAUGCAAAGGAACACAUGGAAAUGUUACGAUCAAGAAAUAGUAGGAGGACCGAAAAAUGGUUAGCUAACGAGCAUAUUAAAAAAUUUCCACAAUGGUUGAAAGAUAAGGUGAAAGUAAGCUUAAGGACAAAAGAUGUUGAUAGAUUAGUGCAGGUGUUGGGGUAUGGUCCGCAAAAUGCUGUGUCAACAUAUCAAAGCUAUGACAUUAAUGGGUAUACAUUUUAUACCCAAAACCAGGAUAGAAAGAGCACACUACAAAAUAGUGGAGUGACGCUAAUAGCCAUGUCGACCGAAUACUCUAGUGCAAAUCAUGAGGGAAGGUCACGUAUAGCCAAAGACUCGUAUUAUGGUGUCAUUCAAGAAAUUUGGGAAUUGAACUAUGAUUCCUCGGUUGUAGUACCUGUGUUCAAGUGUAAGUGGGUUGACAAUAGAAGAGGUGUUAAAGUUGAUGAAGACGGUUUCACACUUGUCAAUCUUUCUACAAACGGUUAUGUAUCUGAACCAUUUAUUCUAGCUAAGCAAGGUAACCAAGUAUUCUUUGUUGAGGACCCAAUGGACACGAGAUGGCACAUUGUUCUUCAUGGUAAACGACGUAUACUCGGAGUUGAAAAUGUCGUGGACGAGGAAGAAUAUAACCAGUUUGACGACCUACCUCCAUUUUCUAUUGGUAUUCCAUCUAUGAAUGUAGAUAUUAAUGACGCUGCUUACUUAAGAUUGGACCAUAACGAAGGAUCAUAUGUUGAAGAAAGCAACACAGACGGACACGACACUGAAGGACAAUAA
Lactuca sativa (garden lettuce) is the source of this 3519-nucleotide messenger RNA. NCBI's taxonomy places the organism in Eukaryota, Viridiplantae, Streptophyta, Magnoliopsida, Asterales, Asteraceae. The record is from RefSeq and is a predicted model, not a curated record.